UUUCUGUGAUCCACUGCUCAGCUCUGGCCUACAUGCUGCAGAUGUCAGAGGAGGUUCUAGAUGAGUUGGAACUGAAGAAGUACAACACAUCAGUAAAGGGACGACAGAGACUGAUUCCAGCUGUGAGGAACUGCAGAAAGGCUGAGCUUUGCUCAUGUGGACUCUCAGAGACUCACUGUGAAGUUGUGGCCUCAGCUCUGAAGUCCAACCCCUCCCAUCUGAGAGAUCUGGACCUGAGUUUCAACAAGCUGCAGGAUUCAGGAGUGAAGCUGUUGUGUGCUGGACUGGAGAGUAAAAACUGUAGACUGGAGACUCUGAGAUUGAGUCGUUGCAGUUUGUCAGAGAUCAGCUGUGAUUAUCUGGUCUCAGCUCUGAAGUCCAACCCCUCCCAUCUGAGAGAGCUGAGGCUGAGUCACAACAAUCUGCAGGAUUCAGGAGUGAAGCUGCUGUGUGGUUUUCUGGAGAGUCCACACUGUAGACUGGAGACUCUGAGAUUGAGUCGUUGCAGUUUGUCAAAGAUCAGCUGUGAUUAUCUGGUCUCAGCUCUGAAGUCCAACCCCUCCCAUCUGAGAGAUCUGAGGCUGAAUCACAACGAACUGCUGGAUUCAGGAGUGAAGCUGCUGUGUGGUUUUCUGGAGAGUCCACACUGUAGACUGGAGACUGUGAGAUUGAGUCAUUGCAGUCUGUCAGAAAUCAGCUGUGAUUAUCUGGUCUCAGCUCUGAAGUCCAACCCUCCCAUCUGAGAGAGCUGAGGCUGAGUAACAACAACAAUCUGCAGGAUUCAGGAGUGAAGCUGCUGUGUGGUUUUCUGGAGAGUCCACACUGUAGACUGGAGACUCUGAGAUUGUUCGGCUGCAGUUUGUCAGAGAUCAGCUGUGAUUAUCUGGUCUCAGCUCUGAAGUCCAACCCCUCCCAUCUGAGAGAGCUGGAUCUGAGAGACAACAAGCUGCAGGAUUCAGG
Messenger RNA from Dicentrarchus labrax (European seabass), 960 nucleotides. Its product is annotated as ribonuclease inhibitor-like. The transcript is spliced from 6 exons. The coding region runs from base 33 to 743 and encodes 236 amino acids. Gene Ontology annotation, molecular function: protein binding. NCBI's taxonomy places the organism in Eukaryota, Metazoa, Chordata, Actinopteri, Moronidae. The record is from RefSeq and is a predicted model, not a curated record.